Molecule: messenger RNA, 209 nt
Organism: Racocetra persica
Lineage: Eukaryota; Fungi; Glomeromycota; Glomeromycetes; Diversisporales; Gigasporaceae
Source: the annotation of a GenBank genome assembly
AUGCAGUUCCAGAAGCAAACAAAUAAGAAACUUAAGAAACAUAUUUCAUAUUCAAGCGAAUAUGAGAUCUUUGAUAUUCUAAAAGAAGAAAUUUCCCUAAUUUAUGCUAUCUACAAAAAAAUAAAAGCCGAUCAAAAAGAUUUAUUUGUUUAUUAUUUGAAAGGUAGAAUGAGUAGUUUUAAAGAAGAAAUAAUUGAAGAAAAUUAUAG